AUGCCUCCUCUUCCGCCAUCAGCAAAUCCCCUCCCCCGGUUAGUCACAUACUACCAAACCCAUCAUGACUCCUCAGGAAACCUCAUCUCUCCGUUGCCCCUCAUCACACAACCGGGCAUAGCCAUCACUCACGUCAUUGUCGCCGCCAUCCACAUAAACGAGGAUCCUGAGAAGAUCACGCUGAACGAUUAUCACCCGUCUCAUCCUAUCUUCCAGACAAUGUGGGCAGAGCUGCGUGUUUUGCAAGCUUCGGGCGUCAAGGUCAUGGGCAUGUUGGGCGGUGCUUGCCAGGGUAGUUAUGCACGUCUAGAUGCUGACCAGGACACGUUUGAUCGGUUCUACGGUCCUGUGAGAGACAUGAUUCGAGAAAGGGCCCUCGAUGGUUUGGAUCUGGAUGUUGAAGAGGAGAUGUCACUGGGUGGAAUCGUGCGGUUGAUUGAUCGUCUUCGCAACGACUUUGGUCCAGCUUUCAUCAUCACUCUCGCCCCGGUCGCCAUGUCUCUGAUCGACUUCAGAAGGAACCUCAGCGGGUUUGACUACGAGGCUCUGGAAGUUAUGCGUGGUCGCGACAUUGCCUGGUACAACACCCAAUUCUACUGCGGCUGGGGAGACUGCAGCAACCCACUCAUGUACGAUCUCAUGGUCCAAAAAGGCUGGCCACCAGAGAAGAUCGUCAUUGGACUCCUCACCAACUCAGAGAAUGGACACGGUUACGUGCCGUUCAACCCUCUUAGUAUAGUGCUUACCACAUUACGGGGACGGUAUGGAAAGUUCGGGGGUGUAAUGGGAUGGGAGUACUUCAACAGUUUGCCUGGAGGAAAGGAGAGGCCUUGGGAGUGGGCGAGAGAGAUGACCAAGUUAUUGAGGGGGCAUAUCCUUUCGGGGCCAACACAGGUGACACAGCUGGCCCAACAAGAGCAACCCCUCGUAGUGGAGGGUGCCGCUAAAAAGAACAAGGAGGUCGAUCCAGAUACCCCAGGUGGAAAAGACGUACCACUACCGAAGCAAUUUGACUACUACACGGAUGGCUCUGAUGCAUAG
This is a messenger RNA of Fusarium venenatum, 1041 nucleotides long. The record is from RefSeq and is a predicted model, not a curated record. NCBI's taxonomy places the organism in Eukaryota, Fungi, Ascomycota, Sordariomycetes, Hypocreales, Nectriaceae.